GAAGCGCCCAGAGACAGCCAUUUCCAACGAGCUGGCGGGGGUGAAAGAUGGCGACGCCCCUCGGGUGGUCGCAGGGGGGGUCAGGAUCAGUGUGUCUCGCCUUCGAUCAACUGCGGGACGUGAUCGAAUCUCAGGAGGAACUGAUCCAUCAGCUGAGGAACGUGAUGGUUCUCCAGGAUGAAAAUUUUGUCAGUAAGGAAGAGUUCCAGGCAGUGGAGAAGAAGCUGGUGGAAGAGAAAGCUGCCCACGCCAAGACCAAGGUCCUCCUGGCCAAAGAAGAGGAGAAGUUGCAGUUUGCCCUCGGAGAGGUAGAGGUGCUAUCUAAACAGCUGGAGCAAGAGAAGCUGGCUUUUGAGAAGGCGCUCUCCAGUGUCAAGAGCAGAGCCCUGCAGGAAUCCAGCAAGAAGGACCAGCUCAUCACCAAGUGCAAUGAUAUGAAUUCCAUAUGCAACCUGCUUCGUGCAUUACAGCCGAUUUUGAGUAGGCCAAAGACCAGAGCCCAAGUCCAAAAGAGAUUCAGGGUCCCUCCUGAUGGGCUGCCACCCGGAGUCUUGGGCACCCCGUACCCAUCAAUCCAGCCCUCUGUCUCCCUUGAAAUUGAGUCUCACAUUAUAAAGCAAGAAGAUAUACUUAAUGGCAAAGAGAAUGAGAUUAAGGAGUUGCAGCAAGUUAUCAGCCAGCAGAAACAGAUCUUCAGGAAUCACAUGUCUGACUACCGGAUCCAGAAGCAGCAGGAGAACUACAUGGCCCAAGUGCUGGACCAGAAGCAUAAGAAAGCCUCGGGGACGCGUCAGGCCCGGAGCCACCAGCGUCCCAGGGAAAAAUAAAAUGGCCGUCACCUUCCGUUCA
Molecule: messenger RNA, 849 nt
Organism: Callorhinus ursinus (northern fur seal)
Lineage: Eukaryota; Metazoa; Chordata; Mammalia; Carnivora; Otariidae
Source: RefSeq, a predicted model, not a curated record